AUGGAGUCUCAACAAGUCGUGCAGCAAGCAAACCCUAGAUUUGUGCCAUUGCCGUAUCAUGCUGCCACGUUGGAUCUCCGUAAAGAUCCCAUCCACGCCACAGUGUCGAAGAUGCUAUGCCAGUGGAAGAUUGUUCUGAACCCAAGGACCGGAACCUACCAGGUCAGCCUCAUGGCCAUCCCAGCUGAUAUAAAGUACGUAAAGGCUUCCAGCCUCUUCGAAAUGCGAGGCCAAAGCUCCUAA
Messenger RNA from Penicillium soppii, 243 nucleotides. RefSeq lists its product as uncharacterized. Lineage: Eukaryota; Fungi; Ascomycota; Eurotiomycetes; Eurotiales; Aspergillaceae. The transcript is spliced from 2 exons. The record is from RefSeq and is a predicted model, not a curated record. The coding region runs from base 1 to 243 and encodes 80 amino acids.